Euleptes europaea (tarantolino) is the source of this 2509-nucleotide messenger RNA. It is a transcript of the gene FRMD3, whose product is annotated as FERM domain containing 3. Bases 9 to 1946 code for a protein of 645 amino acids. The transcript has 15 exons. Lineage: Eukaryota; Metazoa; Chordata; Lepidosauria; Squamata; Sphaerodactylidae. The record is from RefSeq and is a predicted model, not a curated record. Gene Ontology annotation, molecular function: cytoskeletal protein binding. Gene Ontology annotation, cellular component: cytoskeleton.
CGCGGUGCAUGUUCUCUCCCUGCGAGUGCGUGAGGCGAGGCGGCCGGAGGACGGCGGAAAUGAUCCGGUUCCGCAGCUCGAGCAUCAGGUCUCUGAGCCAGGAGAUGAAAUGCACCGUCCGGCUGCUGGACGACUCCGAGAUCUCCUGCCACAUCCAGAGAGAGACCAAAGGUCAGUUUCUCAUAGAUCAUGUUUGCAAUCACUACAGUUUGCUGGAAAAAGACUACUUUGGAAUUCGCUAUGUGGAUCCUGAAAAGCAGCGGCAUUGGCUUGAGCCCAACAAGUCUAUCUGCAAGCAAAUGAAAUCUCAUCCACCAUAUACCAUGUGCUUUAGAGUGAAAUUCUACCCACAUGAACCCUUGAAGAUUAAAGAAGAGCUUACCAGGUACCUCAUGUAUCUACAAAUCAAAAGAGAUAUUUUCCAUGGCCGUUUGCUGUGCUCUUUUUCUGAUGCUGCCUAUCUGGGUGCAUGUAUUGUCCAAGCUGAGCUUGGUGACUAUGAUCCUGAUGAACAACUGGACAAUUACAUUGGUGACUUCAAGAUUUUCCCCAAACAAUCCCAAAAGCUGGACAGAAAAAUAGCUGAAAUACAUAAAAACGAAUUCAGGGGUCAGAGUCCAGCUGUUGCUGAGUUUAAUUUAUUACUGAAAGCACAUUCUUUAGAAACGUAUGGUGUUGAUCCCCACCCUUGCAAGGAUUCAACAGGGACCACAACAUUUUUAGGAUUCACAUCUGCAGGUUUUGUAGUUUUCCAGGGAAAUAAAAGGAUACAUUUGCUAAAAUGGUCUGAUGUCUAUAAAUUAAAAUUUGAAGGGAAGACAUUCUAUGUGAUUGGAACUCAGAAGGAGAAAAAGGCUAUGUUGUCAUUCCAUACCUCUACACCAGCAGCCUGCAAGCAUCUUUGGAAGUGUGGAGUGGAAAACCAGGCUUUUUACAAGUUUGCAAAAUCCAGCCAAAUCAAGACUAUGUCCAGCAGCAAAAUAUUUUUUAAAGGCAGCAGGUUUCGAUACAAUGGAAAAGUUGCCAAAGAGGUUGUUGAAGCAAGUUCUAAAAUCCAGAGGGAGCCCCCUGAAGUUCACAGAACCAGUAUAAUGCAGAGUCGCAGUUCUCACUCCUUGAACAAACAGCUCAUCAUUAAUAUGGAGCCCCUGCAACCUCUCCUUCCUUCCCCUGAUGACCAGGAAGAAAUUCCAUCUGAUGAAGGGGAAGACCCUGUCAUCAGCUCCCACCUGCUCCAGCAUGAUCCCAUCCCUGUGUUUCUUCCUGGAAGUCUUGCAGCUUGGGAAUCUGGCUGUUUCUCCAUGCCACGUGAUUCUCCCUCCCAUGUUCGUGCCCCCAGGUGUCUUGGUAUUCAGCUGCCGAAGGAGGAGGAUGUUUCGAUACCUAUGUUAUCCAACUCUCCUGCUAAGGAGGCAGAAGAUAGUUCCUAUCUUUCCAUUGAUGAAGAAGAGAAAAUCAAAGAGGAACCUUUAACUAUCUCUGAAUUGGUGUACAACCCAAGCACCAGCUUGCUUCCCACGCCAGUCAAUGAUGAGGAGAUUGACCUGCUUUUUCAAACCUCUCCUAGGGCAGAAAAUGGGAAAGAAGAUACAGAUUCAUUUGAGGAACUGGAGGCAGAUGAAAAUGCAUUUUUGGUUGCAGAGGAAGAGGAGCUGAAAGAAGCUCGGAAAGCACUUAGGUGGAGCUAUGACUUUUUGAUGGGAAACAUGAAGGUAAAUGCUGUUGUGAAGAGUUUUUCCAGACUUCUUCUUGUUGGGCUUGGAAUACUGCUAGUUGUCUUCCCUCUGCUACUUGUGCUUUUGGAGUCAGACGUCGAUAUCUCCUUUCUCCAUGAAAUCCGACAGACGCCAGAGUUUCAGCAGUUUCACAUUGAAUAUUAUUGUCCUCUCCGACAGUGGGUGGCCUGCAAAAUAAACUUUGUCAGUCACUUGCUUGGCAGCUCUUAAGUGUUGAGAAUAUAUGACAUGAUUAAGGGCUUUAUUCAGAACUAGUGAAUAUCAGGCAGUACUAGGUGCUUGCUCGCAAACAUCCUCAAGGCCAUCAGCAAGUAGUUCUUCAUUUUUGAUCCAUAGUGGACUUCAAAAUUCUUAAGUUUUCUUUCCAUAAUCAGAUAGCUGGCUUAGCUACACGGUGGCCUUUAAAUAACCAAAAAGCUAUUUGAUUUUUACUGUCUGUUUUUGUCAAUGACUUUGCAGAACUGCAAUUUAUCGUCUGUAUCAUUACAAGCCAUGAUAUUCUAAAUUAAAGUAUUAGCAGCGGAGAGACGCUGAUGCUUUUGAAUAUACUCCUUAGUGAAACAAUCUACUAACCAAUGCCUAUACAAGCAACGUUGAUUGCUGGGAUUUUGUUUCUUGGUUUGAUUUUUCAUUUAAAAAUAUUUUUAUGUGUUUACAAGAUUUUGGUAAAUUUUUAGCAAAGACAACUUCUGAAGAUAUUUAAGUACACAUUGGUUUAAAAAUGCACAAGGGUAUGUCAUGAAUUUUUAAAAAGUUUUAGCAAUUUUUUUAAA